AGACUAUAAAAGUCAAAACCUUCAUUACGACCAUCCAGACUAUUCUAUCCUAGUCAUGCUUGGACACUGAGUUAUACUCUGCUCUUUCUAUUUCUUUUUUUGCCAUAUAUGCUUUGACAUUCAGGACAAAUAAAAAAAUAUAUAAUAAUAUAACCGUAGGUGCAGAAAGUCAGUCUGGUUUGGGAAUAAAUUGAUCUCUAGUACUGAUGGGUGCUGUUUACAUGGUGGCUUUCUCUUCCCUCACUCUGGCAAUUAUGAUGUCUUUGCUGCCCCUAUUUUCAUUUCAGUCUACUGGCAAAAACUCGACAGUGUCCGUGGGCUCAAGCUUCAUCCAGGAGGCUUUGAGGAGAGCAAGAGAGCUGACUAAUGCUGCUUAUGCUCACACCAGUGAAAGGGUGAAGACAUCUGUGUCAGAAGGAUCCUUUCGGCCCACUGAUUUACUGGCCCAGUUUAAACAGAUUGGCUCUGGUACCCGGGCUCAUAUUAAUGCUGCAGAGCUGUUGGACAACACAGUGGAGGUCAUCAGAGAGAUGGUGUACACACACACUAUGUCUCAGCCUAAUCAUACUGACUUAUUGCAUGUGGAGGACAUGGAGACAUUGUUGGAGGCUACAGGUUGUUCCACAGAGAUGAAGAGACCCUUGUGCAAAUCUGACUGCCUGUCCAAGCGCUACCGUACCAUCACAGGCCAAUGCAACAACAGACAGAAUCCUCUACUGGGUGCAGCAAAUACACCAUACGCCCGGUGGCUUCCUCCAGAAUAUGAAGAUCUUCGUGGGGCACCAAGGGGGUGGAACACUGAACAUACCUACCACAACUUUACACUGCCUCCAGUUCGUGCGGUGUCUCAGGAGGUGUUAUACACUCAGAAUCAGAACAUAUCUCUGGAUGUGUCUCUGUCUCACCUGAUGGUUGAGUGGGGGCAGUGGAUUGACCAUGACUUUGCGCUGACCCCUCAGAGCCCCAGCACCACCUCAUUCAGAACCGGAACUGACUGCACUCGCACUUGUAACAGAGAUACACCAUGCUUCCCUAUUCAGAUACCACUCUCUGACCCUCGUACAGGUGUUCAGAACUGUAUGCCGUUUUUCCGCUCUGCUCCUAGCUGCACAGGUCUCUCAGCUGUGCAGAGACAUCGGGAGCAGUUGAAUGCCAUCACUGCUUUUGUAGAUGCCAGUAUGGUGUACGGCAGUUCAGAUUCACUCGCUCUCGCUCUCCGCAAUCUGUCCUCCCCACUUGGCCUUCUCACCCAUAACCAGCUGCACUCAGACCAGGGCCGUGCCUACCUGCCCUACCUGCCCCGCAAGCACACUCAACUGGACCCCUGCGGCCCACGCAAAGAUACCAAUACCAUCUCAAUCCUAAAAACAGCGAAGAACUCAACCAUGGGGAAUCUGUCCUUCUGCUUUCAGGCAGGUGACUCUCGUGCCAAUGAGCACUUGGGAAUGAUUGCUUUGCACACGCUGUUUCUGAGAGAGCAUAAUCGAUUGGCUGAGGAGCUGCACAGGCUGAACCCUCAGUGGAGCCCAGACACACUGUACCAAGAGGCCAGGAAGAUCCUUGGCGCUGUUCAUCAGGUCCUGACCUGGGAUCACUACUUGCCACGAGUCCUGGGCCACAGUGCAUACUCUGAGCUCAUGCCUGCAUAUAACGGUUACAACCCUGAGGUCGACCCCAGCAUCACCAACGCUUUCUCCACAGCGGCCUUCCGCUUCGCCCAUGUGACUGUGCAUCCCGUGGUGAACCGACUUGGGCCUGGGUAUCAGCUCCACCCUGAGUAUCCACCACUGCCCUUACACCAGUCACUGUUCGCAUCCUGGAGAGUGGUGGAGGAAGGUGGUAUAGAUCCAGUGCUGCGAGGUUUGUUGUUGUCUCCAGCAAAACUACAGGCUCCACAGCAGAUGAUGGUGGAGGAGUUGACGGAGAGAUUGUUUCAGGCUCAGGGGGGCCUGCCUCUGGACCUAGGGGCUUUAAACCUGCAGAGGGGACGAGACCACGGCCUUCCAGGUUACAGUGCAUGGCGUCAGAUGUGUGGCCUCUCAGUCCCGGCAAAUGAGUCACAGUUAAUAGGAACUCUGGGAAAUGCAGGUCUGGUGCGUAAGCUGCUUGACCUGUAUGGCACGGCUCAGAACAUUGAUGUGUGGGUGGGGGCCAUCUCAGAGCCAGCACUGCCGGGUGGGAGAGUGGGGCCUCUGCUAGCCUGCCUGCUGGCUAGACAGUUCAGAGCACUUAGAGAUGGAGACAGGUUUUGGUGGGAGCUAGAAGGUGUGUUCAGUGCUGCUCAGAGAUACUCUCUACGCACUGUGUCCCUGUCUCGUAUCAUCUGCGACAACACACACAUCCGCCUGGUGCCUUCAGACCCCUUCUCACGUACCCUCCACCCUGACCAGCUGCUGCCCUGCACACACACCAACAUCACACACUUCAACCUCUCUGCCUGGAAGGAGCCAGACACCGAUCCAGUGUGUGGAUCCAUCCCCAGGCUGAAGGUGGGUUUUUCUGUACUGUGUGAUUCUACAGUGCUGUACCAGUGUCCCACUGGCUAUCUGCUUCAUGGAGCCUCACACAUCACCUGCGACUCCAACACACACCUUUGGACCCCACUUCCCCCUACCUGUCAAGAUAUAGAUGAGUGCUCCAGGCAGCCUUCUGUCUGCCCUCCAAACUUGCAGUGCCACAACACACUCGGCUCCUUUAUAUGCUCAGAGUUUUCUGCUCCACUUUCUGCUUCCUCCAUCAUUGCUGCGGUCAUGGCAGUGCUGGCAGGAGUGGCCAUUAUAACCUUAAUCAUGAUCGGCUACAGAAGGUUUUUCCUCCAGAAGGCAGAACCUGUUUCCAGAGCAUGCUGUGAAAGAAAACAUUGAAUUGAGUUUCUUUUCAGUCAUGUUUACAUGUGCAUAUUCAACUUCUAAUGUUAUUUAUUAUUUAUUGUUUUUUUACCAGUAUAUCAACUCUGUAGAGAUUAUAGCCUCCAAAUAUGUGGUUUACUGUCGUAACAGUUGUGUACAGAUAUUAACUUGCUUAUCUCUUGCUUAUGCUGAAGUCACUUAUCAAGUUAUGUUUUGCUAGUUCGAAACAUGCCAUCAUCUUAUGGUCAUGAAUGUGUUAAAUAUUGAUAUUUCUUAAACAGAUAAAACAGCCUGGGGUCAAACUAACCAGUCAAAGAACACUGGUGCAAAUGUUUAUUUUUGUUUACUAGAUUCUCCUUGUUUAAUUAUAAAAAAUCAUAAAAUAUGAAUCGCACAAAUGUAUCUUUCAGAUAUAUAAACACUGAAUGGGGUCAAUAAACUGACCCUAAAGAUAAUAGGAGGGUUAACAAGCUUAUACCCAGGAAACCAAAAUGUUUACUUUUUACUAUUUUUUUUAUUUAUGUACAGCUCUGGUAAAUAUAGAGACCAUUUCAGUUUCUGAAUCAGUUUCUCUGAUUGUGCUAUUUAUAGGUAUAUGUUUGAGUAAAAUGAACAUUGUUGUUUUA
Astyanax mexicanus (Mexican tetra) is the source of this 3475-nucleotide messenger RNA. RefSeq names its product eosinophil peroxidase (gene epx). Lineage: Eukaryota; Metazoa; Chordata; Actinopteri; Characiformes; Acestrorhamphidae. The transcript is spliced from 17 exons. The record is from RefSeq and is a predicted model, not a curated record. Gene Ontology annotation, biological process: response to oxidative stress. Bases 207 to 2864 code for a protein of 885 amino acids. Gene Ontology annotation, molecular function: peroxidase activity; calcium ion binding; heme binding.